AUGUCUGGCGUGAAAUUGAAGCUAACAUGCCUAGUCUGGCCUGAUGACAGCCCGGAUGAACACACUGUCGAGGUCAAAAUCAAUAACGACGACACUGUUGCCACUCUCAAGGAAUUGAUCAGAGACAAGCAUGCCCCUCGGCUCGAUAAAGUCGAUGCCCGUGAUCUCGUACUCUGGAAGUGUUCCGGUCUUCCUGAUGAUAACCUGGAACAAAGCUUGAAAACUCUUCAGUUCGAUGGUUCUGACGUUCGCCUUGUUCGCCUACACAUUGCCCGGCGGCAAAUUUCUCAGCUUUUCGAAGGUGAAGACUUAUCCAAAGAACCCCUCCACGUCCUGGUUGAGGCACCCGCGCUUGCCCAGCCAACUUCCAAGGAUCAGACUAGGAGUGAAGAUAAGGAGGAGGAUGAGAAACACGAGGCGCACGACAAAAUCACGGAGCUCAUCGCGAUUACGCACAAAAAGUACAAAAGCAGUCUCGCGAAGAACGUAAAUGCGCCUUCUCCUUCCGCAAGUGCAAAAUCGGGCGGAUAUGUGACUUUCCAAAAAGAUGGCGAUCCGAUCUACGACGGGCGUUAUGUUGCCACUCUCCCAGCCGAGACGCGAGCUCCUCCUAUCCAAAUAUAUCACCCAGAUUUUGCCCACUUUUGGGACGAUUCUACCAACACGAACUUGGAAGUGCCCCCAGAAGUCGUACGGGCUACUGCUCGCUUCAUGGGUAAGGCAUCUGGCAUCUACAAGAACGAAGACAUCCGGAGAUUCGCCAUUCGCUCGAAACUCUUGGAUGUCCUCAACUGCGGUAUGAAAAAAGUCGUCAAUCUUGACUCGACAUCACGCAAUGGAAUAGUGAUCACACAGGCAUUAGUGAUGGUCGAGGCUGCUGCUAUCGGCAUUGAGGAGGACAAGAAUGAAUUUGGUGACGGAGGCUCCAAUCCUUCAACCCAGGCAGGUUUAUCUUAUGGUCGGUUUUGGGCACAAUCGAAUCAUGCGAAAAUCCGAGAGAACAGCUGCUGUCCCUCUUUCCUUAUCGCAAUUGCUGGCGCAUCAAUCGCUAUACUAGGCGCCAUCUGGACAGAUAAAAUCAUCGUUCAACGACUUACCGACUACAUCUGGCUCGGUCAUGAUACUAUUUUCAACGACGAAGCUAUCUAUCGAAAUGCGCGUAUCUUGUACGCUCUCUCCAGAAGUUUGCGGAGGCUUGACACGUUUUACAAAUCCCUCAAGAUUCAGCCUCAGCCUCCUGUUCCAGAGAAACUUGAACCUCGCUAUUUCCCAUCCAUCAAUGCAUACCGUGGACUUGACGACACGAUUAUCAAUUUCACGUUCAUCAUACCUUUGGAAUUGGAUUCUGUCUGUACAACAUUUCUGGCGAAGACUGAAGGCCCCGUCUCCGAGCCCAUUGUUGUCAAGUUCGUACGCCGUUACAACAAAGAGGCUCACCAGCUAUUGGCAGCAAAGGGCAUGGCCCCAAAGCUUCGUUAUUGCGACAAAGUCGGCGUUCGUGAUGGUGAUCCAUCAUAUGGUCAUCUUCGCAUGAUAGUUAUGGACUUUGUUGAUGGUGAAACAGUUGAGAAGGCACAGACCCUUCCUCCGACAUUCCAUCAGCAAAUUCAAGAUAUCUUGACUGUUUUGCACCAGGCUGACUAUGUGUUUGGUGAUCUUCGUGGGCCAAAUGUCAUGAUUACAAAGAACAAUGAAGUCGUUUUCAUUGACUUCGACAUGGUUGGUAAACAUGGAGAGUCCACAUAUCCUAUCAUGAUGUCUCCAUCCAUCCAAUGGGCAGACGGUGUUGCAGAUGGCUUACGUGUGAUGAUGAAGGAGCACGACCUCGAGAUGUUGCAACGGCUCGUCCCAGGAGCAAGCUUCUAA
This is a messenger RNA of Cyclocybe aegerita, 1866 nucleotides long. The record is from the annotation of a GenBank genome assembly. NCBI's taxonomy places the organism in Eukaryota, Fungi, Basidiomycota, Agaricomycetes, Agaricales, Hemipholiotaceae.